CACGAUAGACUUCAAGAUAUCGUUAGUUUCAAUGAAAGAUAAAGUAUCGCCUAGUAUUUUAUGGCAGCCGCUACAAUAAAAUACCACAGGGUCGACUGAGAUAUCCAUUCUCCUUUAUCCUUUACUUUGAUGAUGACCGGAGAUGAUAAGAAUGAAACUCCAAUGAAAAUAGAGCAGAUGACUUCCUUAGCUUUAAGCAUUUUGACUUUGCUAAUUAUCUGCUCACUUUGUUUAUCUUAUUAUUUACAGCAGAAGAAGAUUAGGUCCGUACAUGAGACCGUUAUAGCCGUCUUUGCUGGUAUGGUCGUUGGUUUGAUUAUUAGACUCAGUCCAGGGCACAUCAUCAGAGAAAUGGUCACCUUCUCUCCUUCUCUAUUCUUCAAUCUGCUUUUACCGCCCAUCAUUCUGGACUCUGGUUAUAGACUACGUGAAGCACACUUCUUCAGGAAUAUCAUCCCGAUUCUUACUUUUGCUUUGGCCGGUACCUUCAUAUCUGCUGUCGUCAUCGGUUUCGUCGUCUACAUUUUCUCCUUUUUACACAUUUCUAGUCUAAAAAUUAGCUUAGUAGAAUGUCUCAUCUUGGGUUCAACACUGUCCGCAACCGAUCCAGUUACCAUAUUAGCAAUAUUUAACACAUAUAAGGUUGAUCCAAAGCUAUAUUCUGUUAUCUUCGGUGAAUCUAUCCUCAAUGACGCAGUUUCGAUUGUUCUUUACGAAACACUCAGUCAAUUUCAUGGUGCAGACUUGAAAAUGUCCUCCUUUUUCAGAGGUUCAGGUAUUUUCUUCUUGUCAUUCUCAGGUUCUAUGGCACUCGGUGUCAUUUUCGCAUUAGCCUGUAGUUUAGGUUUGAAACACUCCAAAGUUGGCUCAUAUCCAGGUAUAGAAAGUUGUUUAGUCUCUUUAAUAGCAUACACUUCGUACUUCUUUUCAAAUGGUAUUGGUAUGAGUGGUAUCGUUUCCCUCAUUUUCUGUGGUAUCACGUUAAAACACUACGCUUAUCAUAAUAUGAGCCCGAAGACACAACGUACUACCAAGUCUAUGUUCCAUGUUCUUGCUCAGCUUUCUGAAAAUUUCAUUUUCAUAUAUCUCGGAAUAACUUUAUUUACACAAGAUACCACUGAAUUUAAACCAAUAUUCAUUGUUGUCGUCUGUACAGCUGUCGUUGUUGGUCGCUAUAUGACCGUAUUCCCACUUUCAAAAGUUAUCAACCUGGUUUAUAGAUCGAAAGGUCAACGUGCACCUGAAUUACCUCACAGUCAUCAAAUGAUGCUCUUCUGGGCAGGAUUGAGAGGUGCUGUAGGCGUAGCUUUAGCAGCUGGUAUUACAGGAAAAAAUUCAGCCGCCUUAAGGACUACCGUUUUGAUUGUCGUCGUAUUGACAGUAGUCGUAUUUGGUGGUACUACAUCUAGAAUGUUAGAAGUUAUGGGAAUUAAAAUGGGUGUAGAGGACGAUGAAGCAUCUAGUGAUGAAGAAGAUGAUUACCCAACGCAAUUUGGUUUCAGAAGAGGUUCUAACAAUUACCCAUACUUCAAUCAUCAGACUCAAGCUUUAUCACCACACUAUUAUGACAACAAUGACAUUGAAGAAGGUAUUAACUUAGAAUUACCAAGACAAAGCGAUGUCUUUAUAAGUACUGCUUCGUCUUCAACGUCAUUAAAUAAGGCAACAUCACCUGUAAAACGAAGUGACUCAGCAGAGAGACGACCUAAGAGUAGUAUAAGCCCAUUAGAUGAUACAAUAGAAGAUGACAAUGAGGUCCUUCCACUUGCUAACAGUAAAGUUAAUCUACAAUACGACGAAGAUACAGAUAAGAAUCAGUUGGUAUUUAGGGAUGGUAAAUGGUUUACAGAUCUAGAUGAAAGAUACCUUUUACCAUUGUUUAGUAAUAGCGUUGCAAGUCGACGUCACAACGCUCGUAAAUCCAGCUCUAGACGGAAUCUGCAGGAAGCAGAACAAAGUCAAACGAAUAAUAACACUUCGUCUAGUAGUCUUAAUGAAGGAUCCCGAGAAUUGUAAAGUCGCAUACGAAUAUGUUUUUGCAUAAUAUAUAAAUAUUCCAAUAGCUUUAUUUGUACUUAUAAAGAAAUCAUAAUAUUAAGCUACUCAA
Messenger RNA from Wallemia mellicola CBS 633.66, 2107 nucleotides. Its product is annotated as sodium/hydrogen exchanger. The coding region runs from base 130 to 2016 and encodes 628 amino acids. The transcript is spliced from 8 exons. Gene Ontology annotation, molecular function: sodium:proton antiporter activity. The record is from RefSeq and is a predicted model, not a curated record. Gene Ontology annotation, biological process: proton transmembrane transport; sodium ion transport; vacuolar acidification. NCBI's taxonomy places the organism in Eukaryota, Fungi, Basidiomycota, Wallemiomycetes, Wallemiales, Wallemiaceae. Gene Ontology annotation, cellular component: late endosome; early endosome; fungal-type vacuole membrane.